CGCGAGAGAGAGCCCCGGGGCGCCGCACUCCGACGGACGGAGCGGCGUUGCCACCUCUUCGUGGUCGCUGCAUCGCGAGAACCGAUACGGCAACCAAGAACACCGUCGUUGCCACGUCCGCUGCUACGUUCCGCUGCCAGCCGGGACGGCAGCUCGCUGGCUACGACGACCGUCUCUCUCGCUUAGCUGCUGUUUCAGAACCGAAUAGCAACAUGGAGGCGACGGAGAGGGAGAAGCCACUGGUUAAAGACGUGAACGAGCAUAUCGUGUGUCCUCUGUGCAGGGGCUACCUUGUAGACGCAACGACACUCGUGGAAUGCCUGCAUUCUUUUUGCAGAGGUUGCAUAGUCAGGCGGCUGAGCAGCGGUGCCCGAGCGUGUCCCGUGUGCAACGUCGCAACGUCUCCGCCUCUCCAGCCGGACGUGAAGCUACAACGACUGGUGUAUCUCCUGGUACCGGGCCUCUUCCGGUCUGAACUCGACCGAAGGCGUCACUUCCGGCGGGUGAACCCACAGUGUCCACCUUCGACCCCACCCUUGGGGUCUCUCGAUUUAACCUUGGACGACUUCGUCAGUCUAAGUCUGUGCGAGCUCGAUGAACCGGAAGAAGAGGGACAAGAUCAGCAAGCGGAGAACCAUGUCGGGUCACGACACCGGACGAGCAUCGAUCAGACCAAGCACGAAGACACGAUACGGAUUCGAAGUACGCGAUAUUUAAAAUGUCCGGCAGGGGUGACGGUCCGACACCUGGUCAGAUUGUUGAUGCUGAAGAGAGGUUGGGAAGAGGCGAGCUCUCAGGGGACGAACGUCAACACGAUAGAAAUGCUGUGCGAGAGGAACAACGAACACCGACGCGGGGGCUCGAAGAUGAUGGCAUUGGACCAAUCGUGGACUCUGUUAGACCUUGCCUGCAUAUUUGGCUGGAAAAGGGAAUCGCCUAUGAAGCUGUAUUACCGAGUGACGCGAAAGGAUAACGUGGUCACCGUGUCGAGAGUGAGCCCUUACAACGACGAGACGUCCAAAGAUGCCACAACGAUGGAAAACAUUCAAAGACCGCCGACGCCGCCGCCAAGUCCAAAGCCUGUCCAAGAAUGCGAAGUCGAGGCUCGUAGGAUUUUAGAAAGUAGCACCGAGCCGGCUCGGUCGCUGGAGACGAAUCUGGAACGCGACAAGGAGCCGAAGGCAAAGAAACCCCGUUGCGAGGUGACGCCCGUCAUGAGAACGCCCGAUCUCGUGCCGAUGCAGACCAAUCACGUGCCGGAGAGCUCGAAGACCAAAGAGCUGACCAGAUUGGAGCACCGGAAACGCAGGAAACGACGGAACAAGCGAGUCAUCGCCGAGAUCACGACCACACCGAGGGAAGAUCUGUUGAAACUGAAGGUUCGGCUUACGCCCUGUCCAUCGAGGAUCACGUCGACCACUGGAGCUGGACAGACAAAGGAGAAGUUGUUGCAGAUGAGGGCCGUUAGACGAGAGAAAAUCAAAGCCACGGCUAUGGGGCAGCAACGAUCGACGAGUAGUUCUUUGGUCCGAGAAGAAGGUGCUGGUCCGAAAGAUAACAUCGGGGAAACUGAGGAGACGAUAGAGGAGAUCAUAGACAGUAUACCGGACGAAGUUGUCAGAAUCGCACAAAAUAUAAGUACUCCAGCAGAAGAGACGUCCCCAGGGACGGAAAGGAUGGAACCGAGAAGUACACCGUCCACUUGUAGAUCUUCCCCCAAAUCAAAAGAGGAGACGGAACCCGAGACAGCGAAGGCGCCGGAGAAGGUCGAACUGGUCCAACCGAAGAAAGACGAGGAGAUCCUCCGACGAUUGGGUUUGGUAGCGGUGAACGAAAGCGGCGAAAACUUCCGUGAGAAAACGAAGCAACGUGUUCAAAGCAACAGCGAGAAGAACGACAGUAUGGACCGAGAGAAGCUCGAGAAGCAACUUCGUGAAAGUAAAGCUAACCGUGUGAGGAGUUUGUUAGCCGAGAAACAGAUGCGCGACACCCUCAAGAGUAUAAUGUCGAAGACAAAAGAAGAGCAAUCCCCGAAUCUACAAGUCAGUACCGUUCCAAAGAAGAAAGGACCACCGCCGCUGGCACCCCUCCGAGUCGCUAAGCCUUCGGGCUUCGCCGCGUCGAGCGCCAUUUUAGAACCAAACAAUUCGAAAUACGAGAUACCGUUGGACCUCAGCAGCGGUGGAACUGUGCACAAUAACGUCCUCGAUCUAUCCGCCAAUUUAUCGACCGGUAACUUCUCCUUGUCCUCCGCGUCUUCGUCAUCAUCCUCAUCAUCCUCCCCAUCUUCUUCCUCAUCGUCCUCGUCAUCUUCGUCCUGUUCAGUGUCCUCGUUGAAUACCAGACCAGUACGACCAGGUAUCGCCACGGGAAGCUUAUUACGAGGGAAGACGAAGGAUUCGGAUCAACGACGCGGUCAAGAAUCCAAUCUGGUCACGCUUUCCGAUGCAGCGGUGUCCUUGCUAAGCGGAUGCAUCUCCGACAAGAACUCGGUGGAUCCUUUGGUGCUCGGUUCGGGCAACAUCGCCAGCAAAGUGGCACUGCGGAUACCACAGCCUCAUCAGCGUAUAUCUGGUUUCGGAAUGAAGAUCAAACCCAAUCUCAGCAUCAGGCACAUACCCAAUCCGCAAGCUGUAGUCGCCUCGCAGUACAGAAAUCAACGGGCCAGCUACUUCAACACCGGCUCCCAGCAGCCACCGUAAGAAGGAUCCCUCGCCGAUCAACAAACGGCCCAGCUUUCCUGUAUUCCUCCGUUUCACCAUUACCAUACCUACUUCCUACUAUCUUUACACGUAUAAGAACGCUCCUACGGAAAAACGAGAUUCCUAUGUGACCAACCCAAAGGCUGUACGUUACCAUAUAUUUUCUUCCCCCGCUUCCUGUAAAACCGCGUCUCGUCCACACACGCGACCGUGGGGCUUAAACGUUUCACAAAACGACGCGACGUGUUUCCGCGUGGGUGCGAAGACACACGGGGUACACCCGGUAGCACGAACUAGAACAGCCGUCUCGGCGAGUGAAAGUGUAAGAGAAGAUUUAACAUGGUAAAAGCAAACGAGUAUGUAAGGUACCUGCUUUAAAAGAAACAAAAAAAAAAGAAGUAUGGGAACCGGCUUCCCGUGUGUCUUCGACCUGUGAGAGGAAACGAUAUUCGAUCCGUUGUUAUUUAGAUAUAUGUUAAGUUACGUAUGUUUGUAAUGCAUGUGUGUAUGUGUGUGUCUAUGAUCCACCGUAGCCAUUAAAACGCAGAUCGUGCUCGUGUCUCGAACGGACGAAGGAUUCUUCAAAAAAAAAAAAGAGAAAAGAUGGAGUCGGCAAUUAGACGAACCGCUCCUGCGAUUACCAGUGGCGUAAUGCGUGACAGAGAUAGAUUAUACGUUAUAUAAACGUGUGGUUAGGGGUUGUAGAGUGGGUAUAUAGCGGGUGAAUGGUUACGAAUACGGCGGACGGAUGACGGAUAAGCUUUCCUUGUCUCCCCCACGUGUUGUCUCUCCUUUAGAAACUUAGAGAAAUAUACGUAUGUACUUCAUAGAGAUGCCAAAGAAGUUCGGAGAACGUGUGCAAUGUAUUAGUGCAAUUUAAUUAUCGUAUAUCGUAUAAUAUAUACCUAUCAUUAUACAACGGACUUGGCGCGAUGAUACGGCUGUAAGAUUCGAUUCGUGGUAAAAAGGGGGGGUAUACGCUAGUCGUAACGGCGAAAUAUUAUGCGAAUCGGAUGCACACGAUUUGAAGCAGCCCUUAAAUAAUUUUACAAGAUGUCGACGGACAGUUUCGCGAAUCCCACGAAAUCAUCUUUUAUAAUCGGAAGUAUAUAUGUAUAACUGGAAAGCUUUGCGAAAGCUUUCCCACGCGCGUGUUCUCGAUAAUAUCUGAUAGUCGAGGCACAUCUAUAAAGCAUACCUACUGUUGAAUCGGCAGUUUUUCUUUUUUUUCUUUUGCUUUACGAAAAAAUAUAAACUCAUAUCGCUGUUAUUGGUUUGCGAAUAAUAUUAUUAUGGUCAAGUGCUUUUGAAAAGAAAAUCAAAAAAAGAAAAAAAAAAAAGAACGGCGAGAGGAGCUGAGAGCCUGAUUUAUGUAAUACGACGAUUUUUAACGCUGUAACACGCGGAAUUUGUACGAUCGUUGAAUUGCUCUCGUUUAACCGAGGACAGCAAUAAAGAUCAACUUGAUUUAAAGGAAACCCGAAACGUUUACCAGGAAUUCCAGAUCCUACUCGAACGGUCAGAAUAAUUCAGUGUUUAAUGGAGCGUAAGACGUUGCGUAAAAAAGAAUACUAUAAUUAUCGAACGGGCAUCAAGGUGGGUAUGCAGAAAUACAGUAAGGAUUGGAUAUUCAAGACGGUACGUCGCUAAACGAGUCAACGGUAGUUAAAAAGCAUCCUUCGAAUGAUAUAGGUACUUGUCAACGAGAGACGGGGAACGAACGAGAACCACGGAGAAUGAUGGUACAUUAUAUAAUAAUAUUCGUGUAGGAAAGCAGCGCAUCAAUUAAUAGACAUAUGUAUGUAUAGCUUGUACGUUUAUGAUGUCCAAUUAUCCUGCUCCACACUCGCGUGCGCGUGUGCGUUAAUUCCCGUGUAUGGAGAAUAUGAAUGCGCAAACGAAAAAGGAGAGAACGUAUCUAUCUUGUUCUCGGCAACGGAAUCGGGUAUUCGAAUCGGUAACGAAAUUCGCGUCAAUUAAUUUUAAUGGUUGAUCAGCAGCCACGCACGAUUUCGAAUUAAGCUGAAAAAUCAAAAAAAAAAAAAAUUAAUAAACUGCCAGUUCGUAAAGACGAGGUGGACCACAUCGGGGCUACAGGCUCGUUAGAAUUUACGACGAUUUCAAAGGGACCCAGAUUUUUACACGUUAUUUUUCUACCGGGUUUUUUAAAUAGAAUCGCGUCCAAAAGAGAACACACGCGUUACGUUCUAUUGUCGUUAUUGAUCAGAAUUUCUCCAUUAAUCGACUAAUAAUUCACGUUGAAUAAGUAGAGACGUGACUUUCGUUCGGUCUUGGUGAUUCGCAAAAUGAUAAUAUAGAUACGAAAACUGCGAAUAUCAUUCGAUUACUUUAAAAUCGGACUUAUCCUAUGGACAAAUAGCUGCCGCAGAAUUGGACGUAUGCUUCGCUUGAAAUGAUAACUCAUUCAUUAAAGAAACGUUCGCGUAUUUCGUUAUCAGUGAUUCGAAAUGUUAAGUAUACCUGAUUUGUCGUAAUUGGAAAUUUGCGAUUCGUAAAGAUUUUAACGCGCAGGUACUUUGUGCCCGCCGUGUAACGAGGGAUCAAGAACUCUUUCGGUUGAUUAAUUGUUUUCUUGUUUCUUUAUUGUUAAUGUUUGUUUCAGAAAUGUUCC
This is a messenger RNA of Dufourea novaeangliae, 5334 nucleotides long. RefSeq names its product polycomb group protein Psc-like. The transcript is spliced from 4 exons. Gene Ontology annotation, biological process: negative regulation of transcription by RNA polymerase II. Lineage: Eukaryota; Metazoa; Arthropoda; Insecta; Hymenoptera; Halictidae. Gene Ontology annotation, molecular function: promoter-specific chromatin binding; metal ion binding. Gene Ontology annotation, cellular component: PRC1 complex. The record is from RefSeq and is a predicted model, not a curated record. The coding region runs from base 213 to 2702 and encodes 829 amino acids.